Molecule: messenger RNA, 1975 nt
Organism: Talaromyces stipitatus ATCC 10500
Lineage: Eukaryota; Fungi; Ascomycota; Eurotiomycetes; Eurotiales; Trichocomaceae
Exons: 4
Coding region: 114-1715 (533 amino acids)
Cellular component (GO): nucleus
Source: RefSeq, a predicted model, not a curated record
AUGCAGAGUUACAGAGACGGAUACAUUACUAGCCAUGUCAUUCAAGCCAUUUUUGCCUUUGCCUCGUUGUAUGUUUCAUUAGGCCCUGCGGAUUUGUCUAGAUACCUUUGCUCAUGAUGACCGCUAGAUUUCUUUCCCCGUUGCCUGGUGGAGUCGUCUCGGGAGAAAUCGAUAUCGGUGAUAUAUCUCGAGCGGACUGGAGGGCGAUUGGCAACCAUUGGGCAGAGCAGGCCAGCCAACGAGCGCUCAUUCAUGCUGACAAACCCAGUAUAGAGCUUGUCCAAGCGUGUCAGGUUCUAGCCUUGUACUGGUUUGCCACAGCGCAGACCACCAGAACAAACAUGCAUACAGCGAUCGCCUAUCGAGCAUGCCGGUUAUUGCACUUGUCUCAGAAAUGUGAGAAUGGCUCUGUCACAAAUUGGUCCGGUGAUCAGGACAGGGGUAUGAGGUGCUUCUGGGCCUGUUGGCUCACCAAAUGUGCCAGUCAAGAAAAUACUAGAUUCCAGUUCGACUGUUGGGCAGAUGUGACAGGCUGUCCUUUACCUGCUGACAAUGUUGACGAAUCUCCGAGGACACCGAUGCAGUAUAUUGGCAAACAUGGCGUGAUCGAAAACCUUGAGCCUAUUCAACAGAACUCCGGUAUAGGGUUUAAUGCUGCCUUGGUUAUUAUGCAAGGGAUUUGGUGGGAGGUUCAAGACUUCGUCCAGACCGGCCACGAAACUUGCGAUAGGCCAACUGAGUGGGGUUCGAAAUAUUGCUCCCUGAGCAAGCGACUCGAAGAGCUACCGGACAAGAUAGCUGAGCUUACACAGUACGAGCGUGGCCGCGAGUCUUCAAAAGCCAACUCAGCGGAUCAAGCUCGUUCCUUCUGCCUCGGCUACUUCUACCAUCUCUGCGUUGUAUAUUUACACUCUUCAAUUGUACCCGCCCUAUCCUACAGCCGGACUCCCCUCGCCAUUUCACGGGUUAUGAUUCGACUCGCCGCCGAGCAAGCAUGGGAACAUUCCGUCUCCAUGACGACUAUGGCAGAUCAGUUCAUAGCCCGCAGAGCCACUAUCUCCAAAUUGUGGCCUGUAGUAGGUUACGGUGCCUAUGUGUGUGCCGUAAUUCAGUUACGGAGAUUCCUCGCCUUGCGGGUUCUGACUCACCAACAUCUUCAAGAAAUGAAAGUACAUCUGCUCAUCUCGGGCGAACUGAGUAAGUAUUGGAUGACAUUGCAGCCACUUCAUGAAGACUUGAAACAACAAUUCUCUCAAGCUCACGCUCUUAUAUCGUCGCGAGGCAAUUGCGCUCAAGAAAAGGAUGAACAGAGUAGUCGCCUCAUGGAUCAGCCAAAUUCUGGUCCAUCGCCAGAACUGUCUAGUUACCAUCGUGUGUAUGUCGCCAAUCGCGACGCUCGAGGAGUGGACAGGCAGCUGGAAGAGCAGAACUCUAAUACCUCUGUCCGUGUUAUGGAGGCACAUGAUACCCCUCCAGCGACAAAUGUACGCCAGGCACCAGAUUUCACAUCCUUUACUCAUAUUCCAGGUCUUACUAGCGCUGGCGAACGACAUCAGACGGUCUGGGAGUCCACGAUGCAGGGAACGUCUGGAGAUCUAGCACCACAAUCAGACUGGACAUCAAGAGAAGAUGGAUUCUGGUGGAACCAGGACCCUUCUUCGCUAAACGAUUUGUUUAGCGGUGGAUUCUUCCUUCAUGACGACAUAGGUUUUUAAAUAAACUACAUUAGUAAGGAAGGAUUGGAAAUCCACAAGAGCAUAUGUUCACCCUUUUCACUGUGAGGCGGUUGGUUAUAAUUACUCGAGUCAAUUUCUCUCCCCGAGGUGCUACAACAUCAGAUGAGUAAAACCCACUUCAUCCCUAUGUGAUCAACCAGUCAGAAUAAAUGCCAUGCAUUAAGCUUGCUCAAUAAAAUCUAAACAAAGGUUAUCUCGAUCCAACUAGGUUCUUAUACCAACUGGUCAUUAUAGCCCCG